AUGCUGUGCUUCGUCGCCCUCGACGACUUCACGGAGCACUGCCGCCGCGUCUACUUUGCCGCCGAGGACUACCCGCCGGCCAUCUUCAUCAUCGUCAUCGUGGGCCUGUUCUACAUGUUCCAAGAGAAGAUCGGCACGGCUUCCAACGACGACCGGCUGGACGAGUACAAGCGGUACUCGGAUCUAUGCCGCGUGAACCUCGAGACGGCCCUGGCCCACCUCAACCUGCUGUUCCCAGCGACCAAGGAGAACAUUGAGGCGCUCCUGAUAGGGGCAUCGUGGGCCGUCGAGAUCUCCAAGCCCUCCCUCGCGUGGCAGCUCAACAUCAUGGCCUCGCAGCUCUGCCAGACGCUCGGCUACCACCGCGCCUCGACCUUCCGGGACCUGUCGCCCGAGGCGCGGGACAUGGACAACCGGCCCAUCCUCUUCUGGCUGGCCUACAUGCUCGACAGGGGGCUGGCGCUGCGGCUCGGGCGCUCGCCGACCAUCCCGGACUACGACAUCACGGUGCCGCGCGAGAUCAGGCACUCGGCCAUCACGCCCGAGUGGCAGGAGAUCCUGGGGAUGUGGGUCAAGCACGCCGAGGUGCAGGGCAACAUCUACGAGAAGCUGUACAGCCCGCGGGCGCUGGGGGAGCCCGUGGAGAAGCGGGUCGAGGCGGCGCGGGGCUUGGUGCAGGAGAUCAAGGUCAUGUCGACGUCGGCGCACCUGAUGCGCACGCGGCUGCCGCAGCGCAAGGGCCUGACGCCCGACUUCAACUCGACAACGCUCGACAUGCUGGUCAAGUCGGACGAGGUGUCGCUGCUGUCGUCGCUGACCAUGGUGUACCGCGCGAUACCGCCGCCGCCGGGCGCGAGGAGCACCUUCAACAUGGAGUGCGUCGAGUCGGCGAGGGAGGCGAUCCAGAUGCACCUGUACUGCAUGGACCUGCUGGUCACGAGCGAGUACCUGACGGAAGCGUAUCUGCAUUGGACUAUCCUGUACGCGCCCUUCACGCCCUUCAUCGUCCUCUUCUGCCACGUCAUCGAGACGUCCAACGCCGACGACGUGCGCCGGCUGUCGGGCUUCCUGGGGUCGCUGCAGAGCACGUCGGCCGUGUCCGAGGCGGUGGCCAAGCUGCACGGCAUCUGCCAGAUCCUGUACAACGUGGCGGUGCUGUACGUCGACGCCAAGGCCAAGUCGCAGGAGGACCAGGCCAUGUUCCCGAUCGGCAACGAGGUCGACAUGUACCUGAGCGCGCUGGGGUUUGCCAACGCGCCGACAGACGAGGCCAUGGCGGGCGCGGGGCUGGAGAACAUGACGCCGGGGGGCGCGGGCGAGAUGGCACAGGCGGCGCAGCUGGGGGACUGGUACUCGGGCAAUCGGUACAUGAUGGGGCUGCUGGAGGAGGAUCUGUCCCAGUUUGGCCAGAUGAACUGGAGUGGAUCGUAG
Thyridium curvatum is the source of this 1431-nucleotide messenger RNA. RefSeq lists its product as uncharacterized. Gene Ontology annotation, biological process: DNA-templated transcription. The transcript has 3 exons. NCBI's taxonomy places the organism in Eukaryota, Fungi, Ascomycota, Sordariomycetes, Thyridiales, Thyridiaceae. The record is from RefSeq and is a predicted model, not a curated record. Bases 1 to 1431 code for a protein of 476 amino acids. Gene Ontology annotation, molecular function: DNA binding; zinc ion binding.